Molecule: messenger RNA, 1528 nt
Organism: Anastrepha ludens (Mexican fruit fly)
Lineage: Eukaryota; Metazoa; Arthropoda; Insecta; Diptera; Tephritidae
Product: 5-hydroxytryptamine receptor 2A-like
Exons: 6
Coding region: 314-1528 (404 amino acids)
Biological process (GO): adenylate cyclase-activating adrenergic receptor signaling pathway
Cellular component (GO): membrane
Molecular function (GO): G protein-coupled receptor activity
Source: RefSeq, a predicted model, not a curated record
GGACGUAUGCGGGGCACGUAGCCCCACAGUGCUGUCUGCAAUAGAAUCGACUAUCAUACAAUCGUGAAGAGCAGCACAAUACCCUCCCGUCAUUAUAAUGCCAUUUACUAGUAUGCAACAACAAAGGUCAUGCCGAAAACUUUAAUGUUUCUGAUUAAGAUCAUAAAUCAUUUAAAAACGUAGAGGUUAAAAAUCAAGAAGGUGAAAAUACAGAAUUGUGCGGGAAAGUGAAAAAGGCGGAAAAAGUGCACGAUUAGCAAGCGGAAAAGUAGUCGUCGCAACCACAUCGGCGGCCAUAGAUAGUCACACAAAUAUGACAAAACUUAAAGAUGCGCACGACUACAUUUUCAUUGCGGAAGGCGGCAGCAGCAGCAGCAGCAGCGGCAGCAACUCGUAUGUCAUCUCCUCACCCAUUAACGCCAAGCAACUUAGAAGCAGUAUCAGCAACAAUAAUAGCAAUAGCCGCAAUUACAGGCGCUCACCUUUUGGCGCGGCGCCUACAAAGAGGCCAAAGCCACCGCACACGAAGCUCUCCACUAGCCUCCAACCACAUCAGUUGGAGCACCAAGAUCAAAAGAACAUCCAACACAGAAUGGUUGUUUCGAAGGCACAUAACGCCACCACCACUGCCACCAUAGCCACAGCCGCGGCGACUACAACAGCCGCCACAAUGGGACUCAACAGCCUCAACAGCAGCUGCAGUCUUGUCGCACCAACAACGCAUACGGCGUUGGAGAGCAAUAGAAUAGACAGUAACAGCCAUCAACUGCAGCAAUCGCCAUUGGAACGACAUCACCUCCAUCACCAGCAUACCUUCGUCACUUCGUUCGCUGCGCCGACGCUUAAUACCGCCCUCACCACUACUGCCACCACAGUGCUGACCGCUGCCAAGGCGGCUGCCACAACGACAGCGACAACAGCAGCGCAAAAUCUUUAUAGUGGAGUCGCAGUUGGCCUUGGCGCGAUGCUAAUCAACGACACACUUCUGCUGGAAGCGGACACCAAUGGGUAUGGCACGAGUUUGCUCUUCGACGACGGCAAUGGAAGUGACCUUAUGCUGAAUGGUAGCAGUGGAAAUAUUACCAACGGCAAUGCGACCGCAAGUGAUGAGGACUUUGGUGAAUUUCUGCGUAUAGCAACCACUUCGGUGAUGCUGGGUCUCUUGAUACUCAUCACAAUAAUUGGAAACGUUUUUGUAAUUGCUGCCAUCAUUCUGGAACGUAACUUGCAGAAUGUUGCCAAUUAUUUGGUUGCAUCAUUGGCUGUUGCUGAUCUGUUCGUUGCCUGUCUGGUGAUGCCGCUGGGCGCCGUCUACGAGAUAAGGCAAGGCUGGAUACUUGGGCCGGAGCUCUGCGACAUUUGGACCUCGUGCGAUGUGCUCUGCUGUACAGCUUCCAUAUUGCAUUUAGUCGCCAUUGCGGUCGAUAGGCAAACAAAAUCACCUACAACCAUUGGCAAAAUAAACACCAGCGGCGAGGAGCGUCACAUAACAACGAAAUUCCGAAAUUUGCACAAAAAUUGCCACUAA